Molecule: messenger RNA, 663 nt
Organism: Cornus florida
Lineage: Eukaryota; Viridiplantae; Streptophyta; Magnoliopsida; Cornales; Cornaceae
Product: UPF0496 protein 1-like
Exons: 1
Coding region: 1-663 (220 amino acids)
Source: RefSeq, a predicted model, not a curated record
AUGGAACUAUAUUUACAGGUCGCGUCAGUUCUGAGCUCCUACGAGGACGCAUGCCGAAGCGACCCAUUUCUUCAGUCAUUCGAUUCGACCUUCCAACAAAGCACCAGCCGAGUCAUCCACAGCCUGGUAGUGGACGUCGGGAUUGGGAAACUCUCUCUGAACUCACUCGGAGAAGUCACUGGCUACUACUGCAAAACGAAUGAACUAGUGGUAAAAUUCCUUGAGGAACGCGAAGAGGACACAUUGAAGAACGAAGAUCAGUUCGAUGUUGUGAAGGACUACUUCGACAACAGUCUCCAGACUCUGGAUUUCUGUAAUGCUCUCCAGAAGUGCCUCAAGGGUGCCCGAGAGAGCCAAUUGACGAUUCAAGUCGCUUUGCAGCCAUCUGAGGAAGAAGAGAAAGAAGGGUUCGAUGGGAAGAGGAAAAUCUAUUCGAGCACGCUGCAGGAAUUGAAGAAUUUCGAGACUGCCGGUGACCCAUUUACCAGAGAGUUCUUCUUGGUCUUUCAACCUCUUAAAAGUGCGCUUGAUAAGAAGUCGAAUAAAAUGAAGUUUUGGAGGACAAUAUGGAACGUGAUUUUUGGGGUGACUUUUGUUUCUGCUUUGAUAUUUACCAUUUGGGUGCUAUUUGUGCGCCCCCGGUUGAGGAAUUGGGGGCAGUAG